Molecule: messenger RNA, 246 nt
Organism: Plasmodium gallinaceum
Lineage: Eukaryota; Apicomplexa; Aconoidasida; Haemosporida; Plasmodiidae
Product: zinc finger protein, putative
Exons: 1
Coding region: 1-246 (81 amino acids)
Biological process (GO): protein histidyl modification to diphthamide
Molecular function (GO): metal ion binding
Source: RefSeq, a predicted model, not a curated record
AUGAUAGUAGAAAAUAAUAAUUACGAAGCUAAUGAAGCAUAUAAUGUUAUUUAUGAAGAGGUAAAAUUAGAGGAUUUUGAAUUUGAUGAAUCUAUUAAAACAUUUUUUUAUCCUUGCCCUUGUGGUGAUAUUUUUGAAAUUACUUUAGAAGAUCUUUUAAAAGGAGAAAAUAUUUUAAGAUGCCCCAGUUGCUCAUUAACUAUUAAAAUAAUAUAUGAUUUUAAUAAUUUAAAAAAAUAUACAUAA